AAGCGAUCGGUGGUGCGAUGUGCCCCACCAAUCAAUGAUGAUAAGCAUAGCCCCAUCAGUGCCACCUGUCGGUGUCCAUCAAUGCCACCUGGCAGUGCCCAUCAAUGCCACCUGCCAGUGUACAUCAGUGUCACAUCAAUGCCACAUACCAGUGCCCAUCUGAGCUGCCUUUCAGUGCCACCUAUCAGUGCCACCUAUCAGAGCCACAUAUCAGUGCUGCCAAUCAGUGCCGCCUAUCAGUGCGCAUCAGUGCCGCCUAUCAGUGCCCGUCAGUGCCGCCUAACAGGUCCAGUCAGUGCCGCCUAUCAGUGCCAGUCAAUGCUGCCUAUCAGUGCCAUAUAUGAGUGCUGCCUUUCAGUGCCCAUCAGUGAUGACUGUCAAUGCCUAUCAGUGCCACCUACCAGUGCCUCCUCAUCAGUGCCACCUAUCAGUGCCCAUCAGUUCAACCUAUCAGUGCUCAUCACUGUAGCCUCAUUAGCACACAUCAGU
Messenger RNA from Staurois parvus, 489 nucleotides. Lineage: Eukaryota; Metazoa; Chordata; Amphibia; Anura; Ranidae. The record is from the annotation of a GenBank genome assembly.